Apis florea (little honeybee) is the source of this 2041-nucleotide messenger RNA. RefSeq names its product activin beta chain dawdle (gene daw). Gene Ontology annotation, molecular function: cytokine activity; growth factor activity. Gene Ontology annotation, cellular component: extracellular region. The record is from RefSeq and is a predicted model, not a curated record. Lineage: Eukaryota; Metazoa; Arthropoda; Insecta; Hymenoptera; Apidae.
AAAGAAAAAGGAAGGAGAGAAGAGAUAUCGGAACGAUGCGCCCGAUUCAACGAUUGUUGUUACUUUCCCUUCUGUUGUUGGAUAACCAAGUGGAAGUUAUUUUACCGAAAGUCACGAAUACCAUCCCUGUCGUUCGAUGGAGCUCUUAUUCGCGAUCGACCAGCUCGACGUCUUCGUCCUCGUUUUUGUCCUCCCUGUCAUCGUUCAAGGAAGAAGAUUGCGCCGGAUGCGCGCAAAACAAGGUUGGCCUGAUCACCGUCACGGAUCCAAUUCUAACCGAGCUAAGAGUCGAAUAUGUCAAACAACAAAUCCUCAAGAAGCUACGGCUUUCCAAACCACCCGAGAUAUCGAUGCCGCUCUCGACCUUGCCAAAGCCUCUGAUAAAUGGCCGUGUGCUCGAACUUCGACCCGGAGCGCCACUCGAACCGGAAAAAUCAGUCGACAGUUUUUACGGGAAAACCGAUCAGAUUGUCGUUUUUCCAAACGAAGGUAUCGCAGAUUCGAAAAAGUGCCGGCAAAGAUCGAACCAUUUGACGGCGUGCUUCACGUUUUAUCUACCGAACGAGAUGCAAUUCGUGGACGUGACCUCGGCGCAGCUUUGGUUUUACAAGGAGUACGACGAGAACGACGAGCGGAAUCAAACGUUUGUAUUGUCUGAACUCGAUCAUUGGGAUUUGUACGGAAACUUUGAGAAGAACAUGAUCAUGGCUAUCUUCGAGACCGAUAUCAGAGAGGGAUGGGUCAAGGCCGACGUGAGCUUCACCUUGAAGAAAUGGGUGAAGGAACUUCGGUUAAAUCACGCGAUACAGAUAGGUUGCAGCACUUGCUCGAUCGAUCGAGAUACCGCGCCUGUAUCCAUUCGGCGAACUUUGAAACCUUUUCUCGUCGUGCACACGUCCCCGUUGCCGCAAAAGAACAGGCCGAAGAGAAACUCGAACUGCUUGCCGGAAAUGAAGGAGUGCUGCAGGGACGAGUUGUACAUUAAUUUCGAGGACAUCGGUUGGAGCGAUUGGAUCCUCCAUCCGAACGGAUAUCACGCGUAUUUCUGCCGUGGAUCUUGUUCUUCCGCAGCUUCGUUGACCAUCAGUGGAUCUCUCUACAAUAAUGUGAUCAGAAAGUUAUUGAGCAAAAAUGGGAAUACGAUACAUCGAAAGAACGAGAUCGUUCCAUGCUGUUCACCUACGCAAUUAUCGCCGAUUCAAUUGCUCUACGUCGAUUCGAACAAUACGAUUACGCAAAAAACGUUGCCGAACAUGGUAGUCGAGGCGUGUGGUUGCAUGUGAUUUAUCGAAAAAUCGAUCGGUUCUUUGUUCGAUAAUGCCCUAAAAUCGAUUUUUCCAAAUUUUUCUUUCAAUUUCAAACUUCGUUGUACCUGCCCCGUUCGAGUAGACACGCGCGUGUAUACAAAAUUCUCCCAUGUUCUACGUUGAAUGAUGAGAAGAAGAUGAUUAAAAAAAAUGUUGCGUUAUAUUUAAAUAAUUUGAUAGAGGAAACACCGUCUUACAGAAAGAUCAGAAUUAUUGUGCGAAAAUAGAGCCGAGAAGAAUGCGUAAAUUGCCUUUGAUCUUGGCUUUGAUAUCCAACAACGAAUCGUCGCGUUAUAUUAUAUAUACUAUAUAUAUAUAUAUAUGGUAUAGUAUGCAGAAAUUUGCCAUUUUUUAAUUUUUCGAGAACGUUAUUUAUAAGUUGAUAAGUUGAAUACAAAGUUGCGAAACGUCGAUCAGGAUCACAUGCUUAUACGCGUACAUAUUGCGUACAUAUUGCGUACAUAUUGCGUAAAUAAUCGAAACAGUAUUCAUUUUCUAGCUAUAUUUUCCGUUAUCGUAAAAAUCGUACGUUUUAAACUAUUACUUAUUUCAUAUUUAAUCCAAAGACAAUUGUAUAAUUAUGCGCGCACGUUUUGAUAAAAUAUAUUUAUUAUCGAGUCAAAUCAAUUAUAUAUACACUAGAAUAGAUAAACAAUCGCUAAAGUCUACGAUGGAACUUGCUUCUACGAUAAAUUCAGUUCUGCUUAUUUUUUGGUUUUUUUUUUUUUUUUUUU